GGAGGGGAUAUGGAAGUGGAUGGGGGGGUGAGGCGUACGGGAGUGGAUGGAGCUGGGGCACUAGAUGAGUCUGCUCAAAGUAGGCCGGGUACGGGGCAAAGCCGGGGAGGGGGAGCAGCAGCAGCAGCAGGAGCAGGUGUCAGGCAGAGCACUGAAAACAACAUCUUUAAUCUCCAGUCGAGUGCAGUGAACGAUCUUCUAGGGGGGAUUAACAUAGCUGGCUUUGGCCUGAAUCUGGACACGUUGGAAUUUGACACGUCAGAGUCUGGCCAAUCCAGCUCAGUCUGCAUGAGCCCCGCUACAGCCGCCGAAGUCACGGGCAGCCGAACGAAAAUCUCGUCUGCCAUGAGCCCUGCGGGGGCAGCGGGGGGGGCAGCGGCUGCGGGCAGCAGCCAGAAUCCUUUCGCGGGUAUGACUUCCCGGAGCCUCAACUCCCUCUCCCUGAAAAAAGGCUCCCUGGGAGCAUCAGGCUCCCGUGGCAUAGACGCAAAGGGAGGGCCCCUAGGGGGCUCCGUAGGGGGAUCUCUAGGAGGCGCCGGCUCAUUAGGUGCCCCCCGUGCGUCCAGCCUUAACGCUGCCCCGUCUGGCCGGUCCCAGCAGGACCCUGGGGCUGGCACUAGUAGCGACCUGCCAGCAAGAGGGGGCGCAGGAACAGGAGGAGGAGGGGGAGGGGGGAGUGAGAAGGAGAGGGCGCAGGGCCGGCCAGCAGGGUGGCAUGUGGGGCUGGAGCUGCUGCCGCUAGACACGCCCAUAGGCGACUUGCCCGCAGCCGAGGUGUUUGAAAACUCAGGCAAGCGCAGCCGUGUGGCGCUCUCCCAUAUCCGCACGUCCAGUGGGGGCUCGCUGCUGCCUGAGUCCGAGCAGAAGCAACUCCUCGAGUUCGCCCGCAGUAGUGGGAUUCUAGGGAAUAGCCCGGGUGGCGCGGCAGGGGGUAGUGGUACCCCUGGUGGUGGGGGGGGGCUAGGAGGGGCGCCGGGCGGGUCGAAUUGUUCGUCUGCCCGGACCUUGAGUCCUGCCCUGAGCACGGAGUCGGGGCGGUCGGGUGGGGGGAGAGCCCAGGUGGUUUCACGUCGUCAGGUGGAUCGCCAGGUGACGGGUUUGCCAACUCUGUUUUCGAAGGGGGGUCGGGGUCGGGGUCAGGGUCGAGUAAGCCGGGCAGGAGUCCGCAGCUUCCAGGAAGGUCAGGGGCACAGGGGCAAGCGGGAAGGGGGCGGAGUGGGGAGCGAGGAGGGGGGGCCGCGGGAGGGGGAGCAGGAGGAAGGGGGGGGUUAAGCAGCAGGGAUGGCAGCAGAGAGAGGAUGAGGAGUGAGAGUCCCCUGAGGGGGGAGAGUCCAAUGAGGGGUGAGAGUCCCUGCAGGAAGCGGGCGUGGGGGAGUGACGUGGGGGAAGGGGAGAGUGACAGGGACGAG
This is a messenger RNA of Closterium sp. NIES-67, 1409 nucleotides long. Lineage: Eukaryota; Viridiplantae; Streptophyta; Zygnematophyceae; Desmidiales; Closteriaceae. The record is from the annotation of a GenBank genome assembly.